Messenger RNA from Cylicocyclus nassatus, 1205 nucleotides. The record is from the annotation of a GenBank genome assembly. NCBI's taxonomy places the organism in Eukaryota, Metazoa, Nematoda, Chromadorea, Rhabditida, Strongylidae.
GAGUCUUCGCGUCCAUUUGUUUCCCAUUGGACGAAAGGCAACCCAACAGAUUUGGUACUCUCAUGCCAAGUGGUUGGAACCGAUCCGACCUAUGGCUUCCCACGAAUCUGCGAUCAGACUGCCUCGAUCCGCGUUUUCGAAGACAGUGCAUCCGGGAGGAAUCGACGUCACCAGCAUAUGACUAACAUUGCAAUGCCAGAAGACGAGUUGGGCAAAAAGCUGGUUGAGAUUCGAGCCAAGUGCUUCAAUGUCACCAUGGCUAUCCAAAAGCACACAGAGAGAUGUCUAUGGUGCCCUGAUCCAUCAGAAGUGGCUGUAGUUGAGCAGAAGCUGCCCGAAAAUAUUCCGUCAGCGAAUCCGGCUUCGGUAUUUAUGCGGUUGUUAGGAGACACCAUCAUGCCUCUAUCCAUGCUGGUCUUGGCAGGGAUUGCCAUCAUGUCAACAAUUGGCAUCGGUUGUGUACUGAUCGCUUUACUCCUUCUGAAAAGGACUAGUUGCCAUAUUUCUUCAAAACCAAACUCUCAGCCACGUUCUCGGUCAAAUCUAGUAAAGAUACCAGUUCGAGAUGCACCAUGGGAACAGACGCGUCCGCUCACCUACUGGCUGUCUUCUUCGUCGAAAUCCGAAGCCACAACGACGUCACCGCUCGAUUCGGCUUCAUCUAUAGGCACACGGUCGUCGGUCAUCAUUUCAAACUUCCGAACUGGAUGUACGAUACCGCAGAAGCAGCUUACCACCAGAUUUCUCCAAAUUUUUCGAUAGAGUCGGAGCAGGGGCCUGGCAAUUGUUGAUGAUCAGAUGGAGUUUACACGCUAGGGCCUGCCAUGGGUUCGGGUGCAAGACAAGCUGUUGAGGAAAAAACCACGACUAGAGCGAUGUCAUGGGUGAGGGCCAGUCUGAAUGUGGAACCUGGAAACACCAAACCAAGAUGAGCAUGCGAAUGCUCACAAUGCGCUUUUACCAGGGGAAGAAAAGGUUUCUGAAGAGGAAGUCCCCUGAUGCAAACUGACGAGAACUCAUGAAGUCUUUGCCAUUCUGUGAACAUUGCAAGUUAACAACCCAGUAAGCUCCCUUUACUCAAUAUUGUAGAAGAGCCGUAUAAACUAGUUUCCUUCAGUCUGGAUUCUCCGAUUCUCCUAUCUCUCCUUAAAUUCAUCGUCAUGUUGUUGCUUUCAUAAUUUCAGUUACCUUCAUUAGCCUUAGAG